CAAGAAACCUUUUAUUUCUUUUCACCAUUUCUGAAUUCCCUGCUUAAUCUUCCUUUUUUUCGACAGAUAUUACUCUUUUGAAAUGGCUCCAGCGAUUAAGGUUGUGAAUUCGAACGGAAAUGGACUCCAAACUGCAGAUCUUGUAGCCGAUUUUGUUGCUGAUACGAUUCCGAGUAAUGCGAAGAAGCCCUUUAAGAUCUUUGUGGGUUACGAUCCGCGUGAGGAUGUUGCUUACCAGGUCUGUCGUUACUCGAUCUUGAAGCGUUCUUCGGUUCCAGUGGAAAUUAUACCUAUCAAACAACAGGAUCUGAGGAGUAAGGGUCUUUACUGGCGUGAGAGAGGGCCUACAGAGAGCACCGAGUUCUCGUUCAGUCGAUUUUUGACUCCAUUCCUUGCCAAUUAUGAUGGUUGGGCAAUGUUUGUGGAUUGUGAUUUCCUUUACACAACAGAUUUUAAGGAAUUGAUAGAGUUGAUUGAUGAGAAGUACGCAGUUAUGUGCGUUCAGCAUGAUUAUACUCCCAAGGAAAGCACCAAGAUGGAUGGGGCUGUGCAGACAGUUUAUCCGAAGAAGAACUGGUCUUCCAUGGUUCUGUACAAUUGUGGGCAUCCCAAGAACAAGAUCUUGACGCCGGAGGUUGUGAAUUCCCAGACGGGUGCUUUUCUUCACAGGUUUAUGUGGCUUGAAGAUCAUGAAAUUGGGUCGAUUCCAUUUGUUUGGAAUUUCCUUGUUGGUCAUAACAAGGUCAAUGAGAAUGAUCCAUCUACAUUCCCCAAAGCUCUACAUUAUACUACGGGAGGGCCUUGGUUUGAGGCCUGGAAGAACUGUGAGUUUGCAGACCUGUGGGUGAAUGAAUUUGAAGCAUACAAGGAGGAAAUGGAGUUGGCUUGAAGAAGAACAAUAAAUGGUAGAUUAAAUUGCAACAGAUGAUGACAUAAUGUUGUUGCUUUUGCGGUAGUUUUCAUGAAAUUGAUUUUGCAGUAGUUAGUAGAAAAACAUUUUUACAUAUCGUCCCUGCUCCUUUCUUUUGUCUUAGUCUGUAUCUUAGUUAUGCUGUUUGAUUGGGGGUAGUACCUUCUUCUUAAUGAUCAUAUAGGUAUUUCAGGCAGCUGCCUUUUGUAAUAUUUCAUUAGUUUCUCUCUUCUGCUUCAACCCUUAAAUGUAUUUUGAAAAUUGUAUGAACCAUGUUGAUUAAUAUGAAGCUAAUUUCAUUUCUAUA
Telopea speciosissima is the source of this 1217-nucleotide messenger RNA. RefSeq names its product protein CDI-like. NCBI's taxonomy places the organism in Eukaryota, Viridiplantae, Streptophyta, Magnoliopsida, Proteales, Proteaceae. The coding region runs from base 83 to 889 and encodes 268 amino acids. The record is from RefSeq and is a predicted model, not a curated record. The transcript has a single exon.